AUGGAGACACUGUUCCUGUCCUUGAGUAUUUUAGCAGGCAUGACAGGCGUGACAGUAUAUGCUUAUUACCUAGCAAAAAAUGUGGCUCUAAAUGGAAGGGCUACCCAGUCAGAUACGUGGGAGGAUGGCAUUGCCAUAAAUGCGAUUGAUGGAAACCGUGAUUCACAUUACUAUCACGGAUCCUGCACGCACAUUGCCUCACAGACCAACCCCUGGUGGAGGGUUGACCUGCUGAAGGAGUACAUCAUCACAUCAGUGUCCAUCACCAACAGAGGAGACUGCUGCCCUGAGAAAAUCAACGGAGCUGAGAUUCACAUUGGCAACUCCCUUACUGACAACGGCAACCAAAAUCCACGGGCUGGAGUAAUAUCCUCUAUUCCAGCUGGGAGAACCCUGACCCUCAGGUGGAGCCAUGGAGUGAAAGGUCGCUAUGUCAAUGUUUUUCUGCCAGGCUCCAAAAAGACUUUAAGUCUCUGUGAGGUCGAGGUUUAUGGCUAUUUGGCACCAACUGGUGAGAAUGUGGCCUUAAGAGGAAAAGCCACUCAGUCAUACCUUGCUGGACAAGCCUUUGCUUAUAAUGCUAUUGAUGGGAAUCGGGAAGGAAUAUUUGCCCAAGGGUCCUGUAGUGGCACAGAGGCUCACCUCAACCCCUGGUGGAGGGUGGACCUGCUCCUGACAUACAAGGUCUUCUCAGUGAUCAUCACCAACACUGUGGAUUCCCCCAGUCGGCUAAAUGGGGCUGAAAUCCGGAUUGGCAAUUCCUUGGACAACAAUGGCAUCAAUAAUCCCAGGUGUGCUGUAAUCUCCUCCAUUCCUGCUGGGUUUUCUGAGACGUUUCAGUGCAAUGGCAAGGAGGGGCGUUACGUGACUGUGGUGAUACCUGGACGUGCAGAGCAUCUCCAACUAUGUGAAGUAGAGGUGUACGGAUCACCACUGGACUGAAGCUCUUCAAAACAACACACAUCAUCCAUAACGUUUUCCUUUUUUGAAAACACAGCCAUAAUGAAUGUCAUCAUUUAGAGAACCCAAAAGGAAUUGUGAUUUUUGUUUAUAGGAGUGUGUGUUAAGAUAAGAUAAGAUAAACUUUUAUUGUCCGUUUGUACAGAAAUUUGUUUUGCAUGACACUCCUCCACAAUCCACAAAACACAACAUGGCCUACGUAGUCUAGUCGUCUAGGUCCAUAAGCUGUUAGGGCAGUCCAAUAAAAGUUUAAAAAGUUACUAAGUUAAGUUACUAAAAACAAGUUUCUAAAAGUUACUAGAAAAAAAGUUAAUAAGUUAAACACUGUGUUUGUCUGUGUGGUUGUUGUUUUUCAUUUCAUUCUAAGGAAUAAAGAUGU
Molecule: messenger RNA, 1339 nt
Organism: Engraulis encrasicolus (European anchovy)
Lineage: Eukaryota; Metazoa; Chordata; Actinopteri; Clupeiformes; Engraulidae
Product: fucolectin-6-like
Exons: 5
Coding region: 1-942 (313 amino acids)
Source: RefSeq, a predicted model, not a curated record